AUGAGAUGUGAAAGACCAGAUGGUGCAGGGUUUGACAACCUACCUGAGAAGGAGAACUACAAUCCACACAUCAAGGAGUUUACACCUACCAAGGUAAAGCAGAGGAAGAGAUACACAGCGCUGAGAGAGAUCACAGAGAAGACAAAGCCUCCGGCACAAGAAAUGAACAGAGCAUCCCAAGAGGAUGAAACCGAGAUGGAUCUUUUAUUUUCCUCAUUUCCUCGAUCGCCAUUCAAGUCGAAGAACAUUCGAGAGCUGUGA
Messenger RNA from Encephalitozoon intestinalis ATCC 50506, 261 nucleotides. RefSeq lists its product as uncharacterized. Bases 1 to 261 code for a protein of 86 amino acids. The transcript has a single exon. Lineage: Eukaryota; Fungi; Microsporidia; Unikaryonidae. The record is from RefSeq and is a predicted model, not a curated record.